Messenger RNA from Talpa occidentalis (Iberian mole), 690 nucleotides. It is a transcript of the gene OVOL3, whose product is annotated as ovo like zinc finger 3. Bases 1 to 645 code for a protein of 214 amino acids. Gene Ontology annotation, biological process: epidermal cell differentiation; regulation of transcription by RNA polymerase II. Gene Ontology annotation, molecular function: RNA polymerase II cis-regulatory region sequence-specific DNA binding; DNA-binding transcription factor activity, RNA polymerase II-specific. The transcript is spliced from 3 exons. Gene Ontology annotation, cellular component: nucleus. NCBI's taxonomy places the organism in Eukaryota, Metazoa, Chordata, Mammalia, Eulipotyphla, Talpidae. The record is from RefSeq and is a predicted model, not a curated record.
AUGCCCCGUGCCUUCUUGGUCAGGAGUCGGCGUCCGCAGCCCCCCAACUGGGGCCAUCUGCCUGACCAGCUCCGGGGAGACGCCUAUGUCCCAGGUGGGCCCUCCCCCACUGCGCCUGGAAGUGAGGGGCAGGGGAGACAAAGCAUCACCCUCUGGCUUCUCUCCUCAGACUGCAGCAGCCUUGGGGGCUCACCGGCACCCCAAUCUUCUGGCUACAGGGACUCUUGGGUGGCGCCCCCGCAGGGCACGCUGGCCACUCCUCCCAGAGGCCCUGGGACUCUGUGCUGCCCACUCUGUCCCAAGGCUUUCCCGCUGCAGCGCAUGCUGACCCGGCACCUCAAGUGCCACAGCCCCGCUCGCCGCCACGUGUGUCGUUGCUGCGGCAAAGGCUUUCACGAUGCUUUCGACCUCAAGCGCCACAUGAGGACUCACACCGGGAUCCGGCCCUUCCGCUGCGGAGCUUGCGGAAAAGCAUUUACACAGCGCUGCUCGCUGGAAGCGCAUCUUGCCAAGGUGCAUGGGCAGCCAGCCAGCUAUGCUUAUCGGGAGCGGCGAGAGAAGCUGCAUGUAUGUGAAGACUGCGGCUUCACCAGCGCCAGGCCCGAAGCCUACGCACAGCACCGGGCCUUGCACCGCGCCUCCUGAGACUGUGCUCCCUGAGUACUACCCGUGAGGCAAAUAAACAGAGGA